AUGAGUGACGACGCCACAAAACGGGUAUAUCCCUCUGCACCAUUGGAAGAGGUGGUCCAUAGCGAACAGCAGCAGCGCUUAUUGUCAAAACCUGCACCACCAAGCUAUGAUCAGGCCAUAGGGGCUGAGCCCAUAACACAACAGCCCAGUCAGCCAACGUCCGGAGAUCCACAUGUGGUGGUUAUAACACAACCCUCGGUCACCUAUGGACCCACGCCCAUUGAUGUCCAGUGCCCCUAUUGUCAUAAUAUUUGUCGUACCCGGCUCCGUGCCAAACCCAACUCACGUACCCAUUUGUUUGCCCUGAUACUUUGUCUGCUACAGUUAUAUUGUUGUAUUUGUCUGCCCUAUUGCAUUGCCAGUUGCAUGGAUACGAAUCAUUAUUGCGGCAUGUGCGAUCGUUAUUUGGGAACAUAUCAAAGAGCGUGAUAAGAAAUUACUAUUAUAGAAAAAGU
Messenger RNA from Musca vetustissima, 455 nucleotides. RefSeq names its product lipopolysaccharide-induced tumor necrosis factor-alpha factor homolog. Gene Ontology annotation, molecular function: zinc ion binding. Lineage: Eukaryota; Metazoa; Arthropoda; Insecta; Diptera; Muscidae. The record is from RefSeq and is a predicted model, not a curated record. Bases 1 to 429 code for a protein of 142 amino acids. The transcript has 3 exons.